Messenger RNA from Ictalurus furcatus (blue catfish), 3157 nucleotides. It is a transcript of the gene map3k8, whose product is annotated as mitogen-activated protein kinase kinase kinase 8. Gene Ontology annotation, biological process: protein phosphorylation. The transcript is spliced from 8 exons. Lineage: Eukaryota; Metazoa; Chordata; Actinopteri; Siluriformes; Ictaluridae. The record is from RefSeq and is a predicted model, not a curated record. The coding region runs from base 119 to 1519 and encodes 466 amino acids. Gene Ontology annotation, molecular function: protein kinase activity; ATP binding.
UAUUUAUCGCAUCACAGACAACACAGCAGCCAUUUCACAUUAUGGAGCAUUACAUACACAUCGCUUCCUUGUGAGCUAAACUUCUGUAGAGACUUCAGAGCAUUCUGCAUUCAAAAACAUGGAUUUCGAGAAUCAAAAUGUUGGCUUAGAACUACUCUUGGCACACAUGAAUCUUGGAGACAUCAUCGAGGCUGUGGAGAGGCUCUGCUCGGACAGAGAGGACGAAGAGGAAUCAGGCGAGUCACUCGUGGAGGGUCUUUCAGGAGAUACUAUGGAUGAAAACGAGCUCUCAGAUGGCUCGGCCUUGCCUGACUUGGUUUCCCGUGUGCAGAAUGACAAAGUGAGGUACGGUAGUGUGGCGGACCUGCUGGCAUUUGUCAACAUGGUGUCCAACACACCUGCCUCCACACUUUCCAAGGUAGAGGAGGAGCUCGGGGUGCUUCUGAACAAGACAGACAUGGUUAUAAAAGAGGGCCGUUAUCGCAUUGAUUUGGACGUGCUCCUGUUUCCGUGGAGGCUGACCUACAAGGCUCCAGGGCCGGGCCACGUUCCCAAAGGCUCUUUCGGGAAAGUCCACUUGGCACAAGACAUUAAAACACGCAAGCGGAUGGCAUGUAAACGGAUCCCUUUGGAGCACUUCAAGCCAGCAGAUGUAGAGAUCCAAGCCCGGUUCCGUCAUGAGAACAUCGCUGAACUGUACGGGGCACUGCUGUGGGAGCAGGGUGUGUAUCUCUUCAUGGAGGCCGGAGAAGGUGGCUCGAUUCUGGAGAAGCUGGAGAGCUGCGGUCCAAUGAGAGAGUUUGAGAUCAUUUGGGUCACGCAGCAGGUUCUGCGCGGACUGGAGUAUCUGCACUCGCACAAUAUCAUACACCACGAUAUUAAACCCAGUAACAUUGUGCUGAUGUCUGCCAAAGCUGUGCUGGUGGACUUUGGCCUAACAGUGCAGAUGACGGAGGAUGUGUACAUUCCUAGAGACCUCAGAGGGACUGAGAUGUACAUGAGUCCGGAGCUGGUUUUGUGUAGAGGACACAACACAAAGACAGACAUCUACAGCCUGGGCACCACCAUUAUUCACAUGCAGACUGGUAGCCCACCUUGGGUGAGGAGAUACCCACGCUCUGCAUACCCCUCGUACCUCUACAUAAUCCAUAAGCAGGCCCCUCCUCUGGAGGACAUAUCGGAGGACUGUAGUCCGGCUAUGCGAGGCCUUCUGGAGCGAGCAUUAGAGAGAGUCCCAACGCGGAGGAGCUCUGCCACAGAGCUCCUGCACGAGGAGGCCCUCCACCCUUCACGAGAAGACCAGCCUCGCUGCUGGAGUCUGGACUCUGCACUUGGAGACAGUACACACCCACUCUUACGCCAACACAGUCAAAUGACUGACAGCACACAAGACUCUUCGUCACUGUACACUGAAGAUUCUGGCCCGUUUAAAAGAAAAGGUUCCCUCUACAUAGACCUUGGCGCUCUGGCUGGCUACUACAACUUUGUCCGGGGGCCACCAAGUGCAGAGUAUGGCUAGAGGAAUCCUGAGGUCUUUUUGAGUGUACACUUAAUUUGUGUUUCUGCGACUUGUGUGACAUGUAUAAGGUACGAAAGUCCUGAAGAUACAGUACAUAUGGACUGUACAUACAUAUGGAACCUGGUGUUUCAUCAUCAUUGGCAAUUCAGUCACCUCAAGUACCAAUUAAAAAGGUUGAUUUGCUUAAUGCUGGGCUGGGAAUGACAUGUGAUCAUUCAGUCCAAAGUUUGGUAUGGAAAGCUGAACAAGAUGACUAAUAGCAGUGUCAGUAGAGUUGUAAAUUGCAUGCUUGCAUAUCAUUAGUGUUUUUAAUGAUAAAAAGGCAAAAGAGCCAAUCAAUGUCUCACUUUGAGGAUUGUGUACAAAGCAUCGUCAAAAAAAAAAAAAGACCCCAAAAAAACAGUGAUUAGUUGUAGCUCAUUGUUGUAUACAAGAAAAUGGUCCCUAAAGUAUUUAAAGGACUAUAAAGGUGAAAAGUGUAAUAGUGCUCAGAUGUGCAUGUAAGUGGAUUGAUAAGAUACUGAUUAACAGUAGGGGUGAAAAUCCUGAUUUAACACGUACUGUCUCUGGAAAAUGAGUUACCGCUCAUUUCAGUAGUGCUGGAUUCAGAGUUUACUUCUGUUUUACAUACUAUAACCUCGUGGCUUCGCCUUCUCAAGACUACUCAGUCUCAUGGUGUAAUUCCAUGAAAGUGUAUGUAAAACAAUUACUUUGGCACUCCACAAAAUCUUUUGUAGAUUAGAAGACAGAAAAAUAUGGUAAAAAAUGGUAUGUUUUAUAGUUGAAGGACAAUUGAGACAUAAUCCUCCAGGUUCAAUAGGUCAACUAUACACACACUUUCAAUAGGAUAUGCUGGAUCAAAUCCUUUGUUUGUGUACUGAAGUUUUUCCAGUCUUAUUUACAAAAGGGCCGGUGUGGCUACAGGUUUUCAUACCAGCCAAUUUGGAGCUAUGCCUGGUCAGUGCAUUUAUUACAAUUAUUUGGUGUGGAAUCCUGUUUGCUUGGAAUGAAACUAUAGCUAUACCAGCCCUUUGUAUAUAAGAUUGGACACCCUUGGUUUACUGUAUGUGCUUUGUGUAUUGAUCUGUUUUAUUGGACACAAUGCAAUCAUUAUAAUACAGCACAGGGCAUUACAGAAUUUAGCAUUAUAUAUUUCUUGAAGUUAUUUGCUUGAUGGGACGCUGGAUGUUUGCCCACAUAUUUGUGUUUUCAGUACUAUUUUAAUUUUCAGAUGUUCCUGGAAAAUGUUAAGUUGUUGUUCCUGUGGAAUGUGUGUUUGUUGGGUACUUGCAGUGCAAAUGGUCACAAUGGGUCAUGUGCUUUAGACAAGAAUUACAACACAGCUGUAGUGUGGCACGUACAAAAUUCUUUAGUAGUUUCGUAGCCUCAUUUAAUCAUACACAUAAAUGUUCUAUAUAUGCACUAUACUGCCGAUAAAACGUUUCUGAUCGUGUACUUUUGUUUUUCAUUAUUUACUUUGGUGUGUUGUUUUCUACACUAUGAGUCUGGUAUGAAUGUGCACUGUGUUGAGAUUCUGCAAAGUACAUCGAUUAUGAAUUUGUCAAUAUGUUUUAUUGAGAUGAAUAUUGUUUUUGUUUAUAUUUUUGUAAGUGUUUAUGAAGGUAAUAAAGUUUUAAA